This is a messenger RNA of Closterium sp. Naga37s-1, 2955 nucleotides long. NCBI's taxonomy places the organism in Eukaryota, Viridiplantae, Streptophyta, Zygnematophyceae, Desmidiales, Closteriaceae. The record is from the annotation of a GenBank genome assembly.
AUGCCCCACACGAAUCGACCACUCAGUAUCAUUAACAAGUCACUCUGUAGCGGCGUGUCACUCGCCGCGUCCCUGGUUAUUUGGAUUCAUUUAGCGCAUGCCUCCAAUCGCCAGCGGGCUCCACGUGGCGCCUGGAGUCCAGUCAGCCGCCUCAUCGUCGCCGCUCUUCGCCUCCUGGUGGUAACCGCGCACUUCAACCCAUUCGUCACCGUCGCCAACGCCGCCGUGCCGACAUGCGCCAGCCUCGCGGCGCAAGCUCCCUCGUUGAACCUCCUGCGCAAUGCGGGCUUCGAGGAAACGUCCGAUGCAGCAGACUGGCCCUCGCCCCUGUCGUCCUGGGUGCCUCUCUUCCCCAGCGGCGCAGCAGCGCAGCAAGGGGGGGACGCGGGGGGAGGGGGAGGGGACGUUCCCCCCGGGGACCCGUCCGUUGCUGCUAAGGGCGGUCGGUUCGUGCGCCUGCAGCCCAGCGACGGCAGUGGCAACAGUGGCGGGGGGCUUUGGGGGAGCGGGCCGAGCGAGAUUGGGGGAACAGUGUGGCCGGUGCAGGGGGUGGGGCAGCUGCUGUGUGUUGCAAAAGGUGGGGAGCAGCAGCAGCCGCAGCAGCAGCAGGGGGAGUUUUCGCUGUAUUUCUAUGCAAGGGCACGGGAAUGCGGUUUUGAUAUGUAUAUGACCUCUGGACACGGGCCCUUCUCCUUCCGCCUGCCUCCCUCCUCCGCCUCCGCCGCUGCUCUCUCCUUCCCGCCGCAAGGCGUGGCUCUGCACCUCGUGCUGCUCGAGGGCACUGCGGCGGACAGCGGCGGCAUGUCGUCCGGUUUUGUUUCCGAUCCCGGAGCUGCCUCCAUGCCUGGAGCUGCGUCCGUGACUGGGGGUACAUCUGCGUCGGGAGUUUUUUCAUUUUCUUCAGCGGCAGCAGCGGUGGAAGGCGGGGCGCUCACGUCAGCUGCAACGGCAGCGGGGAGCAUCGAUGUGGAUCUGGUCACGGUGGCUCCCAGAGGCACAGGUGCGCUCAGAGGCACAGGUGCGCUCAGAGGCACAGGUGCGCUAAGAGGCACAUGUGCGCUCAGAGGCACAGAUGAAUUCUGUGUGGAAGAGAACGGGAUCAUCACAUGCACUUCAAUGGACAGCGGUAGUGGCAUCACCCUCAACAGCAGUUUGCCACAUCAGCAUAGCCUGGCAGUGGAGUUUGACACGUCAUCGACACGUCUGUUUCUGGAUCCAACAGUACACCACGUGGGGGUGAACUUGGAUUACAGCAUGGCGUCAGCAGGCCAUGCGUCCGUGCACCCCGCGGGCAUGGCCUCGCUGGGCGGCAACGAGACGCUGCAUGCGUGGGUGGCCUACAACGCCACCGCCUCGCUGCUCUCCGUGCGCCUCUCCUCCUCGCCCGCCAUGCCCCCCUCCGCCCUCCUCUCCCUCCCCUUCAACGCCUGCGAUUUUUUUCUCAAUGCUUCGGCCGACAGCGGGGAAGGGGAGGCCGUGUUGGUGCAUGCGGGGUUUGCAGCCGGCACGGGGCUGCUGCCGCUGCACACUCAGACGCACGACAUCCUCUCCUGGGCCUUUCAGGUCGACACUAAAGCGUCGGCACCUCUCCCCGUGUGGCAGCCGCCGUCGCUCUCCUUGCCCUUCCUCACGCCAGCGGCCCCCUUCACUGCCUCGGGUGCAGCUCGCCUCGGCUUCUCCUCGCUGCAACUCACCCCGGGCAACCAGGACCAGGAGUCAGGCGCCGCAUUCUUCCCCCUCCCCCUGCCCCUGCUCUCGCUCCUCCCCGCUCCUCCGCCUCGCAAUGGGAGGCAGCGCGCAAGGGGAGUGGGGCUCUCUAAGCCCUCUAAUGACCCUGUGGUGUGCAGUGCUCGCUCCUUCACCUCCUGGUUUGCCUUUGAGCUCAAGACGAGUGGCGGUAAUGGCUUUGGGGUCGUUUUUGUGCUCAGUACUCGGCCAGGGGUGGGGCAAGGAGGGGCGGGUAUGGGGUAUGGGAGGGAUGCACAAGGUAGAAACGCGAAUGGGACGUGGGCGGAUGGAGGGAGGAGUGUGGCGGUGAUGUUUGAUGCCUUUAGCGGCCUUGACCCUAACCAUGACGUUAACAAGGAUGUGGCGAUUCUCUCCGUUCACACUGACUUUAACGUGACUCGGCGGCUUGCGUUCUCUACUCAGGGAAAAUACGUGUCACCUUCACUGUACAGCAUGAAGGUGGACUAUACAGCUGCCACUAAAACGCUAGAGGUAGUGACUUAUAACGGAGCACAGAGGAUGGGUAACGUGACUUUGACUCUUGACCUGUGCUCUGUCGUCUAUGACGGGACGAGUGGCAGCACCAACACCAGCGGCGGCGGCAGCAGUGGCAGCGGCAGCAGUAGUGGUGGCGGUGGUGCUGCCAAUGGAGUGAUUCCGGUGUUUGCUGGGUUCAGCAGUGCCAGCACGCGUGCAUCUAUUCAGUCCAUCAAAACGUGGACGUUUCGAUUCACAGAGUUCCCCACAUGUCGUCUUAACAGCACUGACACCUGUGCGCCCGGCGUGUGUCUCGAGAGCUAUGAUGCCUCCUCCUUCUGCCUCUGCCCGCCCUCCUUCUUCCCCCUCGACUACUCUAACCUUCUGAGGCGUCCCUGUAACCCAGGCUUGCGAGCCCAGCUGUCCGUGAAGGCACCUCAUCACCACCCUUUCCCCUCCUUCCCCUCCUCCCCGUCCUCCCUGCAGCGCGUGUGUGUGGAGAACAACGCCAGGUACCCCUCCUCCCCAGUGGCGGCCUGCAACCUAUACAAGACGCUCGACCCCACCGCGCACACGUGCCAGGCGCUCGCCACGCUGCGCCCUGGAUGGCACGUCAUGAGCAUCGCAAAGCUCUUCCGAGUCAACCCCGCCCUCCUGCUGCCCAAUGCUGCUGGCUGGACCGACUCUGUUGUUGAUAAGGUGUGCUUGCUCGCGGAUGAGCUGUCAGGCUAUGGAGGAUGCAGUGUGUGA